Diospyros lotus (date-plum) is the source of this 3597-nucleotide messenger RNA. Its product is annotated as bifunctional TH2 protein, mitochondrial-like. Gene Ontology annotation, cellular component: cytosol. The record is from RefSeq and is a predicted model, not a curated record. The transcript has 7 exons. Bases 171 to 2039 code for a protein of 622 amino acids. NCBI's taxonomy places the organism in Eukaryota, Viridiplantae, Streptophyta, Magnoliopsida, Ericales, Ebenaceae.
UUCCCAUUCAUUCCAUCCGCGUUUCCCUCUCUCUCUUCAAGAACACCCCCCUCAUAUGCUCUCACGUUCACUGUGUGAAAUCACAAAUUGGAAUCCCAAUCCCAAUCUCAGUACUCUAUCGCGCUCUCUCUCUAUCUUUCUUUCUUUCUCUCUCCCCUCAAUCUCAAUUGAUGCGUCUGUUAUUGGACCGAAAUAUUGUCAGGAUCAUUCGCCCCUGUUCUCCGUCGUGUUCCCUCCGAUUUCGCCCAUCGCUUCGAUCUCUGUUUACUGCUGGAGGCAUCUCCGAUCGCGAUCGCAGGGCGCUAUCAACGCUAACCACAAUGGCGACGAUUUCGAAACCUUCGGCCGUUGGAGGCGGCGGCGGAGGAGUGGCGGACAACGCCGAGGGCAUGGCGAGGCGCUUCUGGAUUAAGUUUCGUAAAGAGUGGACUAUGGCUCUCUAUACUCCCUUCGUAGUCUGCUUGGCCGCCGGGAACCUCAAUCUCAAUACCUUCCGCCAUUACAUCGCUCAAGAUGUUCAUUUCCUCAAAGCCUUCGCUCAAGCGUACGACUUGGCGGAGGAGUGUGCAGAUGAUGACGAUGCCAAGGUUGCAAUCAGUCAGUUGAGGAAGGAUGUCCUAGAAGAGCUGAAAAUGCAUGAUUAUUUUGUCCAAGAAUGGGGUUCUGACUUGGUCAAAGAGAGCGCUCUCAAUGCAGCUACAGUGAGGUACACUGAUUUCUUGUUAGCAACAGCCUCAGGGAAGAUUGAAGGAGUAAAAGGUCCUGGAAAACUUGCUACUCCUUUUGAAAAGACAAAACUUGCAGCUUACACUUUAGGGGCCAUGACACCUUGUAUGAGGCUUUAUGCCUUCAUAGGGAAGGAGCUGCAGGCACUUCUUAAUUCGAACAAUGGCAGUCACCUAUACAAAAAGUGGAUUGACAAUUAUUCUUCUGAAAGUUUCCAGGCAUCUGCAUUGCAAACAGAAGACUUGUUGGACAAAUUGAGUGUUCCAUUGACAGGAGAAGAGCUUGAUGUCAUUGAGAAACUUUAUCAUCAAGCCAUGAAACUGGAGAUAGAUUUCUUCUGUGCUCAACCACUUGAUCAACAAACAGUUGUUCCUCUGUCAAAAGGGCAUAACCCUUCUGAACAUCGUCUUAUGAUAUUUUCUGAUUUUGAUUUGACAUGCACUGUUGUUGAUUCCUCAGCCAUUUUGGCAGAGAUUGCUAUAGUAACUGCACCAAAAUCUGAUCAGGGUCAAGCAGAAAAUCAAAUUGUUCGAAUGUCAUCUGCUGACUUGAGGAACACGUGGGGAGUUCUUUCCAGGCAGUACACAGAAGAGUAUGAACAAUGCAUUGAGAGUAUUUUGCUGUCUGACAAAGUGGAGAAAUUUGACUAUGAAGCUCUGCGUAAAGCACUUCAGCAACUUUCAGAUUUUGAAAAAAGGGCAAAUGCUAGAGUGAUUGAAUCUGGAGUACUCAAAGGUCUGAAUCUUGAAGAUAUAAAACGGGCUGGGGGACGUCUAAUUCUCCAUGAUGGUUGUGUAGGUUUUUUUGAGAGCAUCAUAAAGAAUGAAAAUCUGAAUGCAAACGUUCAUGUACUUUCCUAUUGUUGGUGUGGUGAUCUAAUUAGAUCAGCUUUUUCAUCAGGUGGUUUGAAUGUUCUGAAUGUACAUUCAAAUGAGUUUGUCUAUGCUAGCUCUAUAUCUACGGGUGAAAUUGUUAAAAAGGUUGAAUCACCCAUUGACAAGGUUCAGGCUUUUAGUGAUAUAUUAAAAAGUUGCAGGAGUGAGAAAAAGAGCUUGACUGUUUACAUUGGAGACUCAGUGGGUGAUUUACUUUGUCUGCUUGAAGCAGAUGUUGGAAUCAUUCUUGGAUCUAGCAGAAGCUUGAGGCGAGUGGCUAGUCAUUUUGGUAUUUCGUUUGUUCCAUUGUUCCCUGGCUUGGUCAAGAAGCAGAAAGAAUUUGUUGAAGGAAGAUCGCAUGGUUGGAAUGGGCUAUCUGGCGUUCUCUAUACAGUCUCUAGUUGGGCUGAAGUUCAUGCUUUCAUUUUGGGGCCAUAAAAUCCCUUUCUGAUGUUCAUGCACUCAUCAUAUUAGUUAGGAAAGUGAAGAAUAUAUGAUAGAAGACAGAUAUACAACUUGGUGGCUAAUUUUGUUGUGGGCCAUGGAUAAGAUGUUUGCUCCUCUUUUUAUCUAGUCUAUGGGUCUUCUGUUCAGAGAUGUAAAUGCCAUUCUUUUGACUGGUUGGCUAUACUGGUGCUUGGAGGUUUCACAGUGCAGUCAUCCUUAAAUGAAGGGUGUCCUAUCAGAUCUUAUAUAGAUUGUUAUACUUGUGCUUUGGCAGGUUAUUGCUGUUCGGUAUUUUGUGGAAUGGCAAUUUAGAGAAGACAAUAUAUGGAUUUUCUGUUACAUUGGUUCUGAAAGAGAUAAGUUCCUGCCAUUUCUUGAUCUUUCAGCUUUCUCUGUGACAGUUUUUGGAAUAUGUGGUAUAAAUUGAUCGAAUUUGAGUAACUAUUUUUAGGGUAUUUUGAAGAUAACUAAUAAUUUGAAUUGUGAAAAUUAUUAUAAUCCGUGUAGAAACCUAGUAAUCCUGACUGGAGCGCCCUAUGUCUUCACUCUGGGUUUGGCUGCUCAAGAGAUGUCAUAUUAAGUAUAACCUUAAUGCUACUAAAUUGUGAAACCAUAAGGUCAACCUGCUAAUCAGAAAGAUCCUCCUAUUUCCAUAAUCAUAUUGGAUUUCUGCAAUUUGCAUCCCAAGAUACCAAACACUGCAAAUGGUACUUGUCUUGGUCUAUGUCCUAGUAAUUUAUUGUCCAUUUUUGCGUUAAGCUAUUGUUGUAAAGCUAACAAACAACUUUCUUCACAGUGUUUAACAUUUAGGAAAAUGACUUGGCUUUGUAUUAUCCUGCAAGUGGGAUUAGGGGAUCAAAAUGUGAGGCAUACAUAAAUCCCACAAAAUAACCGAAAACAAAAAGGGAAAAAGAAAAACUAUUUGGUGAAAGGUUAUAUUGUUUUUAACUAAAUUGUGUUUGUCUUUCUUAGCAAAAAAAAAGGUGUCUUUGUGGACUGGUUAUUUGGGGUUUAAUUGUCUCCUAGAAGGAAUAAAAUUGUGUUUACCAUAAAAAUGAACAAAAUGUUAACAUUCCAUAAGAAAUCAACCUAAAAACACUGGUAGAUUCUGAAACACUAACAUUUUUUUCUGUAACAAAUUUACCAAAUUUCCCAUUGCACAGAAAAUCAUGCAGAAAAGUUGACAUACUCAUGAGAAUUAUCCAGAAUCCAUUUCUAUAAUGGCCUUGAUUGUUAAAAGAAAAAAGGUUGAUAACAAAUAAAAUUAAAUUUAUUAGAGAUUAUGCGAUAGGAGAGAUGAAAAGGCUGUGAUACAGUAAGCUGCUUGAGUUGCUUAUUCUCCUUUUGCGCCUACCAUUUCUUUGUAAGAAUUAUAAGGUGUACUCUUUUUAUUGGUCUUUUCCCCCUUCUUUUGUUAUCUCUGUCAUCAAAAGCUUUCGCUUUUGCAAACUUUCCCCUUGUUGAUUCUUUAGAGUUAAGAACUUUAGUUUAUGAACUCAAACCAUUCACAGACUUCUGUUGAGAUCUAGCCUUGUUAAAGAUGGAAACC